AAUUGUUCAGUGCGUCUCGGUGUGAGCUGAGGCUGGACGUUAUAGAGAGCUCGCUAACAGAUUGUUCAGGAGUCUAGUUAUUAUCCGCGAAAAUCGAGUUUAUUCUUUAUUGUUUUGAUUUGUGAAGAGUGUGGAGAUGUUGAGGGCGGUUGUGCUGGCGAUCCUGUGCUGCGUUCAUGCGGAGUCUGGAACAAGAACCCACUCCCUGCGGUAUUUCUUCACGGGGGUCUCAGAGGGGACGGGGUUCCCUGAGUUCACUAUAGUGGGGCUGGUGGACGAUGUGCAGCAUGUGCACUACGACAGUGUCACCAAGAAGAUGAGACCCACACAGGACUGGAUGGAGAGAUCUGAGGGGCCGGAGUACUGGGAGGGACAGACCCAGAUUGCCGUUGGUGAUCAGCAGAAUUUCAAAGCCAAUAUUGGAGUCGCAAUGCAGCGCUUCAACCAGACUGGAGGAGUUCACACUGUCCAGAGGAUGUACGGCUGUGAGCUGGAUGAUGACGGGACCAAGCGGGGGUUUUUUCAGGACGGGUUUGAUGGGAAGGAUUUCAUCAGCUUCGAUAAGGACACCCUGACCUGGAUCGCCCCUGUGAUGCAGGCUGUCAUCACUAAACACAAGUGGGAUGCUGACAGAGCCAGGAAUCAGAUAUAUAAGGCCUAUUUUGAGACGGAGUGUAUCGAGUGGCUGCAGAAGUACGUCCGGUACGGGAAGGAGACUCUGGAGAGGAGAGUUACUCCUGCAGUGACUCUGCACCCGAGGAAAGCUCGUGGAUCUGCAGACACGGAGGUCCUGUGUCAUGUGACAGGGUUCUUCCCCCGCGCUGUGGAGGUGACCUGGGUCAGAGACGGGUGGGAUCAGCUGGACGAGGGGGUGCAGAGUGGGGAGGUGCUUCCCAACCAGGACGGGACCUACCAGCUGAGAAAGAUCCUGACAGUGAGCCCUGAGGAGCAGAAGGGACACAGCUACUCCUGCCAGGUGGACCACGCCAGCUUCACUGAGAGACAGAACUACAUCUGGGAUCCCAACAUGAGGAGUAGCGAUGGCGGCCCCCCUAUUGGGAUCAUUGCUGGAGUCAUAGUGGGUGUACUGGCUCUGGCUGCAGUGAUCAUUGGAGUGGUGAUCUGGAAGAAGAGACAAGGAGGUGCCCAGAAGAACUACACCCCAGCUCGAACCAAUGAAGGUUCCGACACUUCCUCUGACACCGCCGCUCAUGCCUGAGGAGUGUGACUCCACUGCAGAGAGAAUCAGCGACUCUGCAGAGAUUUCAUCUUUUACAAUCCUUCAUACGCAAUACUGCUUUAUAGUUUGAUUUGAUUCCACACAUUGCAACUGUACAAACCAGUAGACAAGGAACCUGCCUCAAAAUCAACUGAGUGAAUCAGCAAACAACACAAAUGAUACAAUGAGAGGAACAAGAACAUGCAUUUCUACAACAUGAUAUUAUAAUGGGAUACAGCAAGACAACCCAUUUAACAAGGAGCUGUCGUAUCCAUGCACGGCUAUUGUAGAAACACUAACACUCACUAGUGUCUUGAUAAUGAAUUAAUAAAUUACAUUAGUAAAUUGUUCUUGUGAAAUGUUUGUCAAAGUACAGUCAAUUCUCAUUGAAACAAACAGUACUGUAACUUCAAUACAAACUCACAGGAUGCAUUUGGCUUUAGACCCCUGAUAAUCAGAGUUACUGAUGAGACACAUUGUUUCGCUGGUCCCUUGUUUGUUUUGAUGAGAGUUGACUGUCUUCUCUUUUAGCAUUGCUGCAUGUAUCCUGUUUAAGGCAGACACUGAGUCCGAGUGAGUCAGUGCCUUCGCUUCAGUUUGAAAUGUUGCAGUUCCCUUGUCUACUGGUCCGGCUUUGUUUAUUUACCAUGUUGAUGUUUUUCUCAAUCAGAAUGUGCUUUUGAUAAUACUGUAGAUAGUUUAAGAGUGUCUCUUAAUGAUGCUCAUCACUGCUAGGUAGGUUUAGGGGUAGGAGGAGAGGAGAGGAGAGGGAGGGUUGAGAGAGGAGAGGACAGGGAGGGGUGAGAGAGGAGAGGAGAGGGAGGGGUUAGGGUUUGCAUCUCCUGAUUGUCGUACACGCGUGUGGUUGAAUGUGACUGAUUUCUGUAAAUCGCUUUCAUUGAAAUGCUUGAGUUGUUCAUAUUAUUAUACACAUAGAUUUUUUGUGAGGGGAUAAGUUUAAUUUUCAAGGCUUUUCUUUUUUUAGUAAUAAGGUUUCAGUCUCUUAUUGAGUGCAGUGCCAUUCCAGUGGGGAAGCAGCCUCCUUAUGAUAAGAUAUCCCGGGGGACCAGGUGGGGCAGACAGACAGACAGACAGGGGCUGCUUCACCAGCCUCUCAUUCCUGCCUUUCACCUGCAGAGGGCUUUAAAUUGGAGGUUAAAUCCAGCUGCCCCGUGUGUGUGAUGAUCCCAGCUAGUCCACCCGCAGUGGAGCACAGAACACAAUCCAGCCGUGUCAGUCAGUCUGUGCUUGAGAGAGGCCCAGGACUGAAUGAGAGGGAGGUGGGGGGGGGGGGGGUUCCUGGGUCAGGAUUGAGGGUGUCUCUCUCCACAGAGCCUGCUAGCGCUCUGUUAAAAUGCAUUGAAAAAUUGUAAUCUGAGGCACUUAAAUGAUUGGAAUAAAACUAUUGAGACUGCA
Acipenser ruthenus (sterlet) is the source of this 2635-nucleotide messenger RNA. RefSeq names its product H-2 class I histocompatibility antigen, Q9 alpha chain-like. The record is from RefSeq and is a predicted model, not a curated record. The coding region runs from base 137 to 1219 and encodes 360 amino acids. NCBI's taxonomy places the organism in Eukaryota, Metazoa, Chordata, Actinopteri, Acipenseriformes, Acipenseridae. Gene Ontology annotation, cellular component: external side of plasma membrane. The transcript has 8 exons. Gene Ontology annotation, biological process: immune response.